Messenger RNA from Rotaria sp. Silwood1, 1143 nucleotides. The record is from the annotation of a GenBank genome assembly. Lineage: Eukaryota; Metazoa; Rotifera; Eurotatoria; Philodinida; Philodinidae.
AUGGGUGGCAAUAUACUCAAUAGACAACUUUAUCAAAAUAAUAUCAACAAUGGUCAACCAAGUUCAUGUACAUGUACUUGUAGUGGUAUGUCCUAUGGACCACCCAUAGCAUGUGUUAAUCCACAAACAUGUGUAACAUAUUGUUUACAAAGGUAUUCUGAACGAUGUACAUUUGUAACUACAUAUGGUUGUUGUGGAUCAUCUUGUCAAUAUUUUCAAGUUCACUCACUUCAAACUCGACACUGUGUAUGUAACUGUGUUGGUCAACAAUUUUUCCACCCAGCUGAUACAUGUGUAUCAUCACAAGCAUGUUUAGCACAAUGUCGUGCUAAAUAUCCUCAAGUAUGUAUGACAGGAACAACGCUAGCUUGUUGUGGAGAAGAUUGUCAAUCAUAUCCACAAACUGUUGCUGAUGCAUGUUCUUGUAAAUGUCAAGGAAAUAUUUAUUAUCCAACACCUAGAUGUUCUAGUUCUGAAGGAUGUAUUAAUACUUGUAUGACGACUUAUGGUGAAUGUACACCUGAUCAAACUCAAGGUUGUUGUGGAGCAUCAUGCUCAUCAUAUGUUCCAACAUGUACAUGUAAUUGUGGUCAAAAUUUUACAACAACAACUUCAAUUCCUUGUCAAAAUGGUCAAACAUGUCUAGAAACAUGUAUUAAUUCAUAUAGUGCAUGUACACAAGAUAAUACUCAAGCAUGUUGUGGUGUUGAUUGUCUUAAUUCAUUUCAAACAUGUUCUUGCCUAUGUGGUACUAAUCAAUAUAUACCAUUACGAAUUUCAUGUGGCUCACCACAACAAUGUGUACCAGCAUGUUUACAAUUAGUUCUACAAUGUAAUAUUGUAACUACCCAAGGUUGUUGUGAUAGUAAUUGUUUAAGUUAUAUUCCAACAUGUCGAUGUCAAUGUGGUUUAGGUAUUUAUUAUACAACAUCAACUUGUAUUAGUGCUGAACAUUGUACAAAUACUUGUAUUAGUGAAUUUGGCUAUGUUUGUACACCAAUAAAUACGCUAGGUUGUUGUAAUGGAACACUUUGCACCCGUCAAAAUCGUUUUUUAGGUGUUAGUAAAGCUUCAACAUAUCAAUUAUCAUAUGUUGCUAUUUUAUCGUCAACAAGUUGUUUUUUACAAAUUCAUCGAAAUUAA